AGCUACUAGAUAGGUAUACAAAUUAACAGCUGUUUUUUUUCACUAUUGGCAAUGAUGCUUGCAAAUCCCCUGAUGAGAAUAAUGAGACAUUGCAACAAGUUUUUCUUGUUUCAAUUAUAUUCGUACAUACGAUAUCGUGGAUGAUCUACGCAAGCGCGCACGAGGAGGGUAUACAAUUCAGUUUCGCAAUAUUACGAGCAUCACGAUCUGCUCCGUUCGUCGGUGUGUUAAUUAAAUGCAGGCGCGAAACUGCAAAGCGAGGGAAAAAAAGAGGAGAGAGAUUCGCGUGCGCGCUGAUCCUGUGAGCGAGCACGAGCUCCUUUGAGCGUGCAAGCGUCACACGAAGGAGCGAGUAGGAGAAGAGGACGAGGAAGAAGAGCGGCAGCAGGUACACAAGCGGAGGAAGCAGAAGAAGCGAUCAUAACUCCGGGCUCUUCUGUAUAAGACAAUGAUACAGUUACACGAUGCUCUCAGUUGUGGGCCAAUCGUAAGAGGUACGGUUCAAAGAGACUCAUACGUGAAAGUGUAAUGAACCGCGACAAGGAUACGCUAAUUACAUGUCCGGUCCGAUGUAAUUAAAUAGAUAAACGCUAAUUAACAUCGCCGGAAGCGACCGCCAAAUGACAGGGUCGCUCGCAAAUCGGCGCAAUCGAUCAAGAUAAUGAAUGAAUGUCUGACAGUGAUAAAACAGAAGCAUUUUUCCUGUGUAAUAGAUUUUUAUGCGAUGAUGUGUGCAUCGAGUUUUCACGAUUUAUCUUGAAAUACAAUGUAUUACGCGGAAAGAAUUGUUGACGGUUACGUUCACAAUUGCUAAUCGUGUGUGUCUAUCUUCGGUUAAAAGGAUACUUCUUUCAGGGACGUUUCGUGUGAGUGAAUCGUAAUUCAUAGAUUGUGGAUAAAGUGAGAUGUCAGACAACGGUUAAGAAGUAAUAAAGCAUUUUAAUUAAGAAAGGAGAAUAAGUCAAGAUUAAUUGAAACAUAAAUAUUGCCAACCAAGAGUAAAGAUGAUCGUGUCACAACAACACGCGCGAGAAUAGUGAGAACAACUUUUAUUCAAAACUAAAAGCACAGUGGAAGCAGGAAAUUGUACAAUAUAGGCAUCAUGUGAAGUAAAAUGAAGUGAAUAUUCUUGGAGCACGAAAACUUUCUGUCAGCAAUGGAAUAUUAUCAACGGGGAUUCCUCGUUUUCAUCAUUUGUUUCCUACGAUCCUCUCAAGUAUCGCACUCCAGCGGCCUCGCUAUCGAUAAUCAACUUGUAAUCAUCGCAAAUGAUUGCUAUACACGAGUAGCUAUCGGAUUUAAAUUGCCGGACAUGGACAUCUUCUCCAGCGUCGCGGUUGGCAGCAUUUCGGAAUGCGAGGACGAGUGUUCCAAGAGAAGGAAUUCCUGUAACGCGUUUACUUUCGGGAUUAGUAUCAAGGGUAACGGGACAUGUGCGCUGAGUAGAAAAAUGCCGAAGCCCGAAGAACUGCAAACUCACGCCGAUUACGAUGUCUACGUGAGAAGUCAACGUUCGUUACAUUGCGAACCUGAUCGACUUUACAAGAUGAGAAGCGGCGGCAUCGGAGAAAGGGGAAACGAGACAAAGUCGACCGUGAUAUUUGGAAGUGGCCUUUCGGAUCCGACAAUAUCAAGUAUCCUGUCAUCUUCAAGAAACAUGGGAAACACGAUGCACGUUGUUAAUCCUUCGUACCAGCAAGGAUACGUGAAUUCCUUGGACGAUGAGCGCCGGAUCUCCGAUAUCCUUAGAAACAGAAAUUCAAUAUCGCCAGCCAGCAGUCCUUUCGGAAUCAACAACGUAGAAGUCGUUAAUGAUCUCUCGAUAUAUCCCAACCGGAAAUCGGUGUUCGAUCAACAAAUAUAUUCCGACCCGAAUUACGAUCUCGGUCGACCGUUCACUCGAAAUCCUUUUGACGAUAUCAACUACCUAAAUUUCGAAUCAAACUCGGGCAACGAUCAUCGGUUAUAUAAACCUCUCACUGUCCAUAACGGGUUCUUCGAUAUUCUUUCGAGGCCCAUCUUCGCCCACGAAACAUCGAAGAACAAGUCUCCAGCAGAUUUCAAAUUCUGGAUCGAUCCGACGAAAGAUCGAAACAUAUUUACGAGUCAUCAUCAACAUCACAAUCAAGGAUAUUUCAAUAAUAUGCAUAGGAAUCACGGGAUUAUGAUGCGACCGAAGCAGAACGAGUUAGUCACAGGAAGUUAUGAUAUCAAUAAAAUGUCUCCAACUGUCGCUAAUAAUUUCGAGACGGAUGGGACAAGAAUUUCAACUGGAAGAUUCAAGGGCACUUAUGAUAUCCGGAAUCAAGGAUCGUGGAUAUUUCGUGGUUUUGAUGCGAGGAUCGCCGACAAAUCAUGCUACAGAAGACUGCUGGCCGGCAAGAAGAGCUUGGAACUGCAUGUCAGACGCGCCGUCGAGUGCGAAAACAUCGAAGAUUGCCAUCGCGCCUGCGACUAUGAGAAAUUUUUCAUUUGCGAGGGUUUUAAUUACAGACGCUUGGGACAUGGGGCGAGAGGGAUGUGCGAGAUGACAUCGGUGCCUUAUUCUCGCAUGGACUUUCAUCGAGACUUCGUAUCGGAUCCUCAAUGUGAUUAUUACGAGAGGGAUCCGAAUUGCGUGGCAAACGGGCCUGGAAUAAGACCAUCCUACUGGAAUCAACCAUCUAGACCUAGUCAAUCCUACGGUCCACCUUACGGCUCUCCUCAUGAAAGACCAGAUACAAGACCCUACGUCCCGGAUCGACGCCCCGAGGAAGUACCGCGACCUAUGGAUUACGAUCGACCGCCCUUAGAAGAAAUUCCCCGACCGUUAGAUUUCGAUCGACGUCCAUCAAACGAAAUUCCGCGACCGUUAGAUUUCGAUCGACGUCCAUCCAACGAAAUUCCGCGACCAUUCGAUCACGGAGAUCAUCGGCGACCGCCGAUCUACGGGCAUCCUCCUCAUCACGGACAAUACGAUGAUACGUUUGAUCGAAGAAAUUAUCUCAAUAAUCAAGGUCAGACUGGAUAUUCAGGACCAAGAUCUGAAGAUUCAUUCCGCUAUGGCGGUCGGUAUCCAUCUAGACGACCCGUUGACGACGAUUUUUACAACAGAAACAUACCAUGGACGCGGUAUCCGAAGUAUCCGAAUAGACGAAUCGAUCACGGAUCCGCUCACGACAUAGGUACAAACGAAAUCGGACCGUACCUGCCGGACUAUCCAAAGGAUCCGAGUCGGGACUGGGGUACUUACGGCACCACAUAUGGCGGCUCUUAUGGCUACGAUACGAAUUACGUGGGAAAGUUCGACGCGUCGAAGCAUUAUCCGAAACCGCCGCAGCCUAAACCGCCCCCGCCUCCACCCCCGCCACCACCACGCCCUUACGAGAACGACCACUUUUACGGAGAUUUUUACAAUUAUGGCGGUGCGUUCGGAUACGGUGAUAAUUACAUUCCGGCCAAUCAGGAUCCGCUUUACGGCGGUACCGGAAAAACGGAAGAGUGCUCCGUCCGAGCCGGUGCGGGAUUCAAACUUAGCAGAGGUGUCGUCCGAAAGACUUAUCUGACGGCGAAUUUAGAUCAAUGCGAAAGCCUGUGCCUUAACGAAAAGAGUUACAUUUGCAUGAGCUUCAGUUAUAGGUACAAUGUAGCACCCACGGACCCAACGGACAAUUGUCUUCUCAGCGACGUUUCGUAUAAAGAUCUGAAUUUUUAUAUCGAUAUUGAACCGGACCGUGAUUAUGAUAUCUAUGCCAUGAUCGCCAACUCGAGAACCUGCGGCACGAAAAGAGAACCGAGUCCGCAUCCUCCGGAUGAAUGUUUUUGGAGAGUCAGAAGCGGAUUCGGGAUGCCGGCGGACGUCGUUAGAAAAUCGACAACAGUCAAUAAUCUAGGGGAAUGUCAAGCGGCGUGCAUUUUAGCGCAAGACUUUACAUGCAGGAGUUUUGCAUUCAAGUAUGAAUUACAAGACCGAUCCGAUGUUCCAACUAAUUGUUAUCUAAGUGAUUGGCCCUCGCAGGAUAUCAAUCCUGCUCAAAUGCCGGAUAUGGACAGCGCGGAAUUGUACGAGAAGGGUAGUUUUGGCAGAGGCUGCGAACCGUAUGCCGUGCCAUUCUUUAAUACGGAGCAAUUCAGUAGCAAGCAAUCUCCGCAAGUUUGUUACUUUGGAUAUACCAAGCCAUGCAAAUUGACACCUUACGCCGUGCUUCUGGCAACGCAUGUAAAUUCGGAGCAAGAUUGUCGACAGAAAUGCUCGAGAAUGAGGGAAACUAAUUCUAUUCCUUGCAUGUCUUAUAGUUUCAAACUCACUACGCACGGCACAGAAGAGAAUUGCUUGCUUAGUGAUGUACCUAUAAGAGACUUGCGACCAGGUCUGGAUUACAUCUACGACAACAAUCACGUCCUGUACGCAUGGAAAGAUCUCGAUCCUUAUUGCGUGAUUACGGGCGAUUCCAUCGAUAACGAUCAUAUGUUUGGCGGACAGGGUCAUGCGAGACCGCAACUUCCAGGCCCUGCUCGACCCGAUUUUAGCCAGGCCGGUUAUCCAAGCGUGAAACCUGACGAUAUUUACCCAGAUCCUAGACCUUACUUUAAACCAGGAAGUUAUCAUUACGGCACGAGGCCGGUCGAUCCUGACAAGCCCGAUUCUAUCAGACCGCCCGAUUCUAAUCGUCCUGCCGUUGGAUACGGUAUUUAUCCCGGUGGACUUGGCGGGUCUCUUUAUCCGAACGAUUUUUCGACUUUCCGCCAUUACACGGUAAACGGCUAUCCGUGCAAGAAGGGUACGAAGUGCGAGAAGAACAAAAUCGCCGGAUUCUGGAGCUGCGAGCCGGAAGGAAGCGAGUACGGUAGUUGGGACUAUUGUUGCGCACCGACUCAUCAUUGCGGCUUCUCACAAGGAUACCAAUAUCCAUGGUGCUACGUGGGAUCAUCGGAGGAUCAAUGGCGGCCUUGCAGCGAGAAAUAUUAUCCCUACCUCCCAAGUCCGCGGCCGAUCCGGCCCAUGAUCGGAAGUAACGAUCGUCUCGAUCAUCACGAUCGUCACGAUCGUCCUGAUUAUCGAUACGAUCCCGGUUACAGCAGGCACUGGCCCAUCACGUACUUGCACGGGGAAUCGCCGCCGAAUUGCACGGAUUCACUCGCGUCCGCGGAUAACAGCGAGGCUCGUCGUUCGAACGAGACCACCCCCGUCACGAUCGUAACCAAAGGCGACAAGAACGAUACCGCGAUCGCGAACCGGGCGCGUCGACGACGGCUACGGGUGCGUACGAUCGCCAACGAUCGCCGUGCGAUCUUCUCACGAAAAAUUGGCCCGGAUCGCGAAAAAUCGGCCCGGAUCGCGACGAACGAGGCCACGCAAAAUCAAACUAAUCGCGAGCGCGCCGCGAAAAUUGAACGGGUUUCGAAACCGAUGAGCACUGUCGCGUCGAUCGCGGCGCCGAUCGUCGCGCCGCCCGCGGCGGCGAACGCAAGUGACGGGGGCGCGCGAUUCAAAGACACGAGGAGCAACGACGGGAUGCUCCAAUUGGCCCUAAUCACGCCAAAUAAUUCACUGCCAGCUCCGGGGGCCUAAUAUUCGCGGCGAAUAUAUUUAUGUACGAUCUCGCCAUGAGAUAAACGACUAUAGAGAUAUACUUUAAUUAUAUUAAUGUCCAGAUAUUAUUUGAAGAUUGAACGAAAUUGGUCGAUAGAUAUUUCAAGAUAAAAUAUAUUGCGUGUUUAUUUGAGGAAACUAUAUGAAAUUUUUGUUUUAUAAUCUUGUAAUAAGUUAUGAUUACGUUAUAUGUUUAUGUUUUAUAAUCUUGUAAUAAGUUAUGAUUACGUUAAUUUUGUAAAUACAUAGAUAGAGAUUCUAAGAUUAAACAUGAAAUUAAUUUCCUAGUGUUAUAAUCGAAAUUCGUAUAUUAUUGUACUUAAAUUGGAAGUGUCGCUAUUUAAAUCAAUCAAGAUAUUACAAUAUAUGAUUGCGUUUAAUUUUUAGUAGAUAAAAUUGAUAAAUAUUAAUACAUUUUGAAGUUACGUAAUAUUUCGUAAUAUAGCGACCAUUAUCGAACUGCAAUAUAUAUUUCAAUCGUGAAAUUGCAGUAUCUUAAUAGCUCGUCAUAUCGCAAUUUAUUUAUAAUAUCUCGUCAUAUCAAUUUAUUCACAACUGUAAUCAACGUCAUUACUUUAAUAUCUGAGUUAACCUAAAUUAAUUGCAAAAAGAUAUGAUAAGAUUAAAUGAGAUAAGGUUAA
Messenger RNA from Camponotus floridanus (Florida carpenter ant), 6213 nucleotides. RefSeq lists its product as uncharacterized. The record is from RefSeq and is a predicted model, not a curated record. Bases 1157 to 5551 code for a protein of 1464 amino acids. The transcript is spliced from 15 exons. NCBI's taxonomy places the organism in Eukaryota, Metazoa, Arthropoda, Insecta, Hymenoptera, Formicidae.